Molecule: messenger RNA, 3477 nt
Organism: Arachis ipaensis
Lineage: Eukaryota; Viridiplantae; Streptophyta; Magnoliopsida; Fabales; Fabaceae
Source: RefSeq, a predicted model, not a curated record
AUGCUGGCAGUAACGGAUGCCCCAAGCAAUCCUCAGCCACUGACGAAUGUCCCAGAAGUGACUUUCAGAUCAACCGACUUUAACGGUGUUGAUACCAACCUAGAUGACCCUGUUGUCAUCUCCAUUCAGUUAGGAGACCUGAUAGUAAGAAAGGUUUUACUCGACCCAGGAAGCAGUGCAGAUGUCUUAUUUUUCACCACCUUCGAAAAGAUGAAGCCGAGCAACAAUAUUAUGCAGCCAUACCUGGGAGACCUGGUCAGAUUUUCAGGAGAACGAGUUCCUGACAAUGUUAUAGCUACAAUUCACGGAGAUCUCCAGGAAGCUCGGCAAUGCUACAACACGAGCUUAAAGCCAUUCAAAAAAGUCGGACAAUCUCAUAUCAACUCCAUAAUGUCCGAACAGAUAACACCAGCCGAACUUGACCCCCGCGCUGACUUCGAAGAUCGGCCUAUGCCAAAUGAGGAGUUAGCAAAGAUUACUCUAAAUGAUGAUCCAAUGAAAUUUACUUUUGUGGGCACUUCCAUGAAUACAGAGGACAGGAAAAGCCUUGCAAGUUUCCUACAGGAGAAUGCCGACCUAUUCGCAUGGACCUCUGCUGAUAUGCCAGGAAUAGAUCCGUCUGUUAUAACACACAAAUUGGCAUUAAAUCCAACAGCUCGGCCGAUCUCCCAGAAAAAAAGAAACCUCGGCACUGAAAAGCGACAAGCAUCAAUCGCCGAGGUGAAAAAACUCAUCGACGCCAACUUCAUCAGAGAAAUCAGAUUCACCGCAUGGCUAACCAAUAUGGUUAUGAUCCUUAUGCACUCAACAGACCAGGAAAAAACGGCUUUCAUAACUGAGAAUGGUAAUUACUACUAUAAUGUUAUGCCUUUUGGUCUAAAGAAUGCAGGAGCCACAUAUCAACGGUUGAUGAAUAAGAUCUUCCAGCAGCAAAUAGGCCGGAAUAUAGAGGUUUACGUUGAUGACAUGGUCGCCAAAACAAAGCUCGGCGACUCUCAUAUCCAAGACCUAGCCGAAAUCUUCGGACAAAUCCGACGAUACAAUAUGAGGUUAAAUCCAGAAAAGUGCGCCUUCGGAGUUCAGGGAGGAAAGUUCCUCGGAUUCAUCCUUACUAGCCGAGGAAUUGAAGCAAAUCCAGAGAAAUGUCAAGCAAUACUCGGCAUGCAAAGUCCAUCCACAGUAAAGGAGGUUCAAAGGCUAACAGGACGAUUAGCCGCCCUAUCUAGAUUUUUACCAUGUUUAGCACCUAAAUCCUCAAAUUUUUUCCAAUGUUUGAAAAAGAAAGCAAAACACUUUGAAUGGAACCAAGAUUGUGAAAUGGCUUUCAAAAGCUUAAAAGAAUUUCUUUCAAAACCCCCUGUUUUACAAAAACCAAAGUCCGGCGAGCCAUUAUACAUAUAUUUGUCUAUUACUGAUGUUGCCAUUAGUUCUGCUCUUGUAACAGAAACAGAUAAGAACCAACAGCCAGUCUAUUUUGUGAGCAAGUCCUUACAGAACGCCGAACUUCGCUACCCAAGGUUGGAAAAGCUCGCCUUAGCCCUAGUAUUCUCAUCAAGACGCCUCCGACCAUAUUUCCAGAGCCACACGAUCAUCGUCAGAACGGGACAACCUUUACGGCAGGUUCUUUCGAAACCCGAGCUGGCAGGAAGACUAAUUAAAUGGGCCAUUGAGUUGUCGGAAUUUGACAUUCAAUAUCAGCCAAGAGGGUCGAUCAAGUCCCAAUACCUAGUUGACUUUGUUGCCGAGCUCACGGAACCAUGGUCAGACGCAUCAGGUCCAAGGUGGACCUUGUUCGUAGACGGAGCUUCCAAUCCUCAAGGCGCUGGCGCUGGAAUACUACUCGAAAGCUCGGAUGGCAUAGUGCUCGAGCAUUCCCUCAGAUUUUCAUUCAAGGCCAGCAAUAACCAGUCCGAAUACGAGGCCCUCAUAGCAGGGCUCAGGUUAGCCACCGAUUUACAUAUCGAUAAUUUAAAAGUUUACUGCGAUUCAUUAUUAGUCGUUCAACAGGUGAACCACAGUUUUCAAACAAAAGACCCGAUCUUAUUGAAGUACUUGGAUAUUGUCCAACAACUACUAAAAAAUUUUUCAACAAUCCACAUUAUUCACAUACCUAGGGAGCAAAACCAUAGGGCGGAUAUUUUGUCAAAAUUAGCAACCACACAAGCCCACACCACUACUAUUUUACAGUCAACUCUAGAUAAGCUGAGCAUUGAUGCACUUAAUGUUCUAAACAUAGUUAAUAAAGAUAGUUGGCAACACCCUUACAUUCAGUACCUCCGUUCUGGAUCCAUUCCGAAAGAUAUUGAAAAUAAAGGCAAAUUCAGAAGACAAGCCUCCUAUUAUACAUUGUUAAAUGAUAAUCUGUAUAGGCGAGGAUACUCUCGACCUUUGUUAAAAUGUUUGAACAGGGUAGAGGCCGACCUUGUCUUAUCCGAGGCUCACGAAGGCAUUUGUGGAAUACACUCUGGAGCUCGAAGCCUGUCACAGAAAAUUCUUCGAGCCGGCUUUUACUGGCCAACGAUAUGGGAAGAUAGCAAACACAAGGUCAGAACAUGCGAUAAUUGUCAGAAGCAUUCGCCGACCAUUCAUCUACCAGCAGAGCAUCUUCAUCAUUCAACGGUAAGCUGGCCAUUUGACAAAUGGGGAAUAGAUAUUCUAGGACCAUUCCCUACUGCUCCAAGACAUGUAAAAUAUUUGGUAGUUGCAAUUGAUUAUUUUUCCAAAUGGAUCGAGGCACAACCUUUAGCAAAAAUCACAUCAGCACAAAUGAUAAGCUUCGUUUGGAAAAGCAUAAUAUGCAGAUUUGGUAUACCAAGUCACAUUACAACUGACAAUGGUCGUCAGUUUAUCGACCAAAGUUUUAAAGCUUUUUUGCAGAAUCUAAAAAUAAAACAACAUUUUUCUUCCGUCGAACAUCCACAGUCCAAUGGGUUAGCAGAAGCUGCUAAUAAGGUCAUUCUCCAGGCUUUGCGAAAAAAGCUCGACAGUGCAAAAGGGUUAUGGGCCGAGCUUGUCCCAGAAGUAUUAUGGGCGUAUAAUACUACAGCUCAUUCAACAACAAAGGAAACCCCAUUUCGUUUGGUCUAUGGAUCUGAAGCCAUGAUCCCUAUAGAAGUGUCACAGGGCUCAAUGCGGACGUUAGCUAAAGAACACGAUCAAGCUCGGCAAACAGAGCUCGACUUAAUCGAAGAAAUACGAGAAACAGCAGCCAUUCGGCACCGAGCAUUACAGCAGCAACUUAGCCGACGAUAUGGGCAAAAGGUGAUCCCAAGAUCCUUCAGCACUGGUGAUUUAGUACUCAGAAAAACAGAGCAAGCUCGCCGACCUCCCUCCCAUGGGAAGCUCGCCACAGCAUGGGAUGGUCCGUACAGAAUAUCCGAAGUCCUCGGCAGAGGAGCAUACAAGUUGGAAGACAUAAAUGGCACUAAACUCCCUAGCACAUGGAACGUCGGGUCCCUGAAGCGAUAUUACAGUUAG